Messenger RNA from Priapulus caudatus, 4360 nucleotides. RefSeq lists its product as uncharacterized. Bases 176 to 4360 code for a protein of 1394 amino acids. The record is from RefSeq and is a predicted model, not a curated record. Lineage: Eukaryota; Metazoa; Priapulida; Priapulimorpha; Priapulimorphida; Priapulidae. The transcript has 22 exons.
GAGAGCGCGCGUCGCGAUCUACAGAGCAGCUCGCGCACACACACAACACGCACACAUACAUACACACGCGUAACGUUGCAGUAACUAGUCUCAGCAGAGCUACGUACAUAAAGAGUACAUACGGAGUGCGAACGCAUCUCCUACUCUGCCGUGUGCGAGUGAAUCAUCGCCUGCGAUGGCGAUGGGAACAGUCGGACGCGGGUUCGUCCUUCUCCUGCUAGCAAUCGUUCUCCUGCUGGACACCGCCGCCGGCCUAGAGUUCCAGGGAAGACCGAACGGCUACGCGCGCUAUCCGAAGUGGACCGCCUGUCACAAUGCGUCGAUCAGCUUCGAGUUCAAAUCCCGGCAGAGCAAGGCUCUACUCAUGUACACGGACGACGGAGGCACGUACGAUUUCUUCGAGGUGACGCUGCACCGCGGUAAGGUAAAGCUGCAAUUCCACAUCGGAUCCGAGGAACGGAAACGCGUCGCUCGCAUCGAGGGCGAGCGGACGGUCAACGACGGCGGCUGGCACAAGGUCGAGGUGCGACGAAACCGACACGACACCUUGCUCAUCGUCGAUGGACACGUCGUCGCGCGACAGUUCCUAGCGACCAACUUUACGUUCGGCAACUACGACACGAACAGCGAUGUGUACUUCGGCGGCGUGUCCGGCGUCAGUCCGCACGCGUUCGCUCUGCCGUCGGUCAUCUACGAGCCGCCGCGACUCAACGGACACAUACGCAACGUGUUCUUCUCUAAUUGUUCGUGUGGCGCUAUCUACCGGCCGGCGUUGGUCGACUCGGACGGCGUCGCUACGUAUCCGUUGGAGACGUGCGAGAGAUUCACGGCGAGGGAGCCUUGCUCGGAAGGAUGCAUAUGCAUCUCACAAGACAGGGAGCCGGCCUGCGACUGCGAGCUCAUGAAACAAUGUCAGCCAGGUCCCAUCACGCAUUACUUCCUACCGAUGGACGACCGGGAUGGCAGACAUCUUGUAAAUCCAUCCGGUCUAGAAGCCGAGGUGUUCGGAGCCCCGGGCGUCAUAGACGGCGUCGUUGGCAACGCCCUGACGCUCAACGGCAAGCAUCAGUGGGUGCAGAUAGGCGGCAGAGAGGAAGAUCUCAAUCCUUGUUUCGUCGACCUUGAGAAAUGCAUGGAUGCAGGAGACGGAAUUACCUUUGGAGAGAGUCUGCACAGAGGAAACACGUUCAUGAUGUGGCUGAAGUUAGACCACGGUGAUGACGAUUAUAAAAUUAUCCUUUCCAACGGUGGUCAUUCUCCGCAAUCCCACGGGGUGGCGCUGCUGCACGCCGACCAACGCUUUGAAGUUCGCUACAGAGAGAAGAAUGGACUGGAGUGGAGAGCCAAGAGUGGCCCUGUGUCCCCAGCAUGGUGGUAUCAUCUCACCUGGACCUGGAAUCGGAACGAAGGCCUUUCCCUCUUCAUCAAUGGUGACCUAGUUGACAGAGAUGCAAGACCCGUCCGAAGAUCUGCUGGGUCGAUCCAGCUGGAGCAGAAGCGAACGUUCAUCAUUGGGCGAGCGAGCGAUGACACGGACAAGCGACACUUUGGAACGUUUGCCAUCGACAACUUCAACUUCUGGGCUGUGCAGCAGCCGGCGGACAGAAUUCGCGAAAUUGGCCCGAUGUACGAGUUCUAUCUACCAAUGAACUCCAUAAAAGCAGGAAAGUUGGAGGCUAAGGGUAUCACAGCCACGCCGCACGGCGGUGCAGGACUCGCUCUCGGAAAGAUCAACAACGGAUUAUCGUUGACGGGUAACGGACAAUACGUGGACCUGGGUGACACGUCACAGACCUGUCUCAGUAACAUUGACGUGUGCCAUCAUGGACUCACCAUCUCUACCUGGAUCUACUUUGCUCAAAUUCCAACAGAAACUAUGCACUACAUGUCCUCAGGAGAGAAUGGAUUCUCGCUCUUCUGCGAGAACCGGAUGCUCUAUGCCAAGUUCUCCACUGCCCGGCAGACGUGGACUGUGGAAUGGCGCUACCCCAAGGAGAGACAGUGGCUCUACCUGGAAAUGUCCUGGGACAUUGUCGAUGGGCUGCAGAUGUUCGUGAACAACGAGAUGGUGAGUGAGGAUCAGCGUGGGGAGCCCCACGACUCGAUGGCGGAUGCCUCGAGUCACCUCUACAUCGGGCGAGACAACCACGAGAUGCGGCCCGGCGCCUAUGCCGAGGCGGUGUUCGAUGAGACGGAGAUGUGGUACGGACGCAGGGAAGCUCUCAUCCGCCUAGGUUUCAUCCUCAGAGGUACGCUGCCCGUGAAUAGAUUCCCGAUGGACAGUGCAGAUGGCAACAAGUUACAUCACCCGGAUGAGAUGCAAUACAAGGCACUGCUCUACGAAAAUCCCAAGUUUGUACGUGGAAAAAUCAGCAAGGCUCUUAAGCUGAAUGGAGAAAACCAGUACGUGGAUUUCGGGCCUCAGACGGACAGUUGCUUCGGCAACCUUGACCUGUGUCAUCACGGGUCUACGCUGACAUUCUGGGUGAACUUCAGCACGUUCCGGCCUCUGCAGUACAUCAUCUCGACGCCUUCCUACAACGUGUUCGUGAACAACCGGGGUCAGCUGACAGCCAUCUACAGUACGGGCACGAAGACGUGGACGGUGACAACGUCAGAGCGAUUCACUCCCAACAGAUGGUACCUGGUGGAACUGUCGUGGCAUGCCGACCGUGGCCUGGAAAUGUUCGUCGACACGGAGCGCACGGACGGCAACACGACGCCCACCGAGCAGAUAACGACGAUCAGUGACAAGUCCGUCUACCUGGGUCGCAUCAACCGACAGCUGGGCAGCACCAAGUACGGAGCGUUCAGCAUCGAUGAGAUGGAGUACUGGCACGCGACGCGUGACACCCUGCUGGCGUUUGGCAAGAUCGUGCGAGGUAAUGUGUCGCAUGAGGUGCUAGCCAUGGAGGGAGUCAGUGCUGGAGAGGUGGUGGGGAGCUCUAUCCCCGCCAAGGUGCACGGAAACCCGACGAUCACUCCAGGAGUCAUCGGCAACGCGCUGGAGUUUGGUCGCGGCAGCGCGUACGGAUCCUACGUCGACCUGGGAGAGCAGAGCAACAGCUGGCUGGGAAACCCUGAUCUCUGUCAGCAGGGAUUCACGCUCUCGCUGUGGGUGAUGUUCCCCCGCCUCGGUCGCCAGGUUGAGAUUCUGUCCGGCCCGUACUGGGAGCUGAUCCUCGACGGGACCAGGGUGGUUGCCAAUCUGAACACCAAGACGAAGUCAUGGAGCAUCGGCAGCGGGCGGCUGGACGCGCACACGUGGUACCGCGUCGACGUCACGUGGCACCCGGACAGCGGCCUCGAGUUGUACGUCAACGACCGCAAGGUUGACUCAGAGGUCGGCUACACGGAGCAGCCCAACACCGCGCAGCGACGCGGCCUGCUGACCGUCGGUAACUCUCGUUACGAGGAGCUAGUGGUGGACCAGGUACAGUUCUGGAAAGCCCACAGAGACUACCUGCUUGCCUUUGAUAUCGUCAAACGAGGCGACAUCGGCCACACGUCGGUCUCGAUGGACGCCGGCAGCCUGUCGGGCUACACGACGCACGGGCGACCGGACGCCGUCGCGGGCGUCAUCGCCGGCGCGGUGCACUUCGACGGGCGGCGGCAGUAUGUUGACCUCGGCGUGCUGCCCACCUGCUUCGCCAGCGGCUCCUGCUCCGAGGGCUUCAUGUUCACGAUGUGGGCGAAGAUCGAGAACCUCGACGGGAACGCCUACCUGCUCUCGGGACCCUACUACUCGCUGUACUACGCCGCGGGCCGGCUGCACGCCGCCGUGAACGCCAACGGACGCAAGUGGGAGGUGUCGGCGGGCAACGUGCAGCAGAACACGUGGCAUCUCGUCGACGUCUCCUGGCAUCCCGUCACCGGCCUUGAGCUGUAUGUGGAUGAUGUGAAGGUCGCCGGGACUGCUGACUCGUCCGAGCAUUCGCGCACGAUCACAGAUCACCAUACCUUCAUCAGUCGGGGCAACUCUCAGGAGACGUUCCGUGCGUACGGCAAGGGCACCUUGGAUGAGGUACAACUGUGGAAUGCUGGCCGUGGUAUUCUCACAUCCACUGGUCUCAUCCUCAGAGGGUACGUACCGAGCCAGCACCUUCCCAUGGACGUGCUGAGGGGAAGCACGAUGCCUCACCCCAACCUCACCAUCAGUGUCACGGGAGAUGCACGCCUCGUCACGGGCAAGAAAAACUAUGCGCUGAAGUUGUCGGCGCGAGACAGUACCUUGAACCUAGGCAACCACUCCGAGUCCGUGGCAUCGGUACUUGUUGGAAGAUUUCCUGGCACGGCAAACGAGGCUGUCCGAUUGUAUCUAGACGGCGAGAGGUGGACAGGUCAAGUCGACAGUGACUGA